Molecule: messenger RNA, 1967 nt
Organism: Styela clava
Lineage: Eukaryota; Metazoa; Chordata; Ascidiacea; Stolidobranchia; Styelidae
Source: RefSeq, a predicted model, not a curated record
CACAUGGUACUCGUUAUGCAAGCGGACAGCUAUGGUAAUUGCAGUCGCGGAUGUGUUUCGAAGAAAGACCAAAAUCUUAGAGCUUCGUCCGAAACUUUUAGAACUGAGUGGCAUGAUGUGGAUAAUAGCGGCCCAGCGAGAGCAUUUCGCAGAAGAAAUAAAUGCUUUGAAAUCGGAUAAAUUACUCUCGUGCAGGUCACCGUUAUUGUCGUUGACACCUUUUUUCGAUGGAGUCUUCUUGCGUGCAAAUGGUCGCUUACAAGAGUCACCUGAGCCGCUUGAAACGAGGCAUCCAAUAAUAUUGCCAUACAGUAGCACUAAGUGUAAAGAUAGUUGUUCUUGUCGUGUGUCUUGGCUUCUGAUGUGUGCAGCUCAUUGUCGAUUAGCGCAUUCUGGCCCAGAUGCAAUGUUAGCGUCGAUCCGGCAAAUAUUCUGGCCAUUGAAGGGUCGCAAACUUGCCAGUCGCGCAAUAAAGAAUUGUUGGCCGUGUCGGAAACGCUCAGCUCGCCCUCAACCGCCCCUUAUGGCAAACUUGCCCGAGGUUCGUCUGACGGAGGCGAGGCCAUUUUUGAACAGUGGGAUAGAUUACUUUGGUCCACUGUACGUGAAACGAGGACGGUCCACUGAAAAGAGAUGGGGAUGUAUUUUUACGUGUUUAUCGUGUAGAGCAGUGCAUUUGGAAUUGGCCUGGUCAAUGGAAACUGAUUCCUUCAUAUGCGCUCUUAGAAGGUUUACAGCAAUCCGAGGCCCCGUGAAAGGAAUAUGGAGUGACAACGGGUCCAAUUUCGUUGGCGCUUCAAAAGAAUUACGGCAAUUAAUUUCUGAUCUGGAUCAAACUCGCGUUACCAACGAAUGUUUGAAGAAAGGCAUUGAUUGGAAUUUUUCGCCACCUUAUGCCCCUCAUUUCGGGGGCAUCUGGGAGCGGCUCGUCAAGAGUGCAAAGCGUACUUUGAAGGCAGUCCUUGGUAACCUGUGUGUAACGGACGAAGUAUUAACGACUGCGUUCGCUGAAAUUUCCGAUAUUAUGAACAGCCGUCCUUUAACUCAUAUUGGGGACAACGUACGUGAUCCAGCACCCCUCACGCCCAAUUGUCUUAUACGUGGGCAUACUGACGCAAAUACACCACUGGAUACGGAUUGUACAUCAACAGCGCAUCGGAGAAGAUGGAGACAAACCGAAGCAAUCUCGAAUCAGUUCUGGAAGCGAUGGCGGCGAGAGUAUCUACCAAUGCUGAUGACUCGAACAAAGUGGCUGAAAGAUCAUAGGAAUUUAUCGAUAGAUGAUAUCGUAAUUGUUGUAGAUGACGGCGCCCCAAGAGGAAGUUGGCUACUAGGAAGAGUUAUCAAAGUUUUCCCUGGAAAAGAUAACCGGGUGCGUGUCGCAACCGUUAAAACAACCAAUGGGGAAAUAACCAGACCUGUGACGAAACUAUGCCUCCUGGAAAAUGAAUAACCCCUUGAAGGGUUAUUGGGGGCGGCUGUGUCGGCGAUAGAAGUUUCUUUUCAGUUGAUCAUUAUUUUGAACGCUGUUCUUCCUUGUGUUCCGACCGGCUAAUUUUUAUCGAUAAUUGCUUUUCUGUUUUGACGCGAAUUUCGCGGGCUUUACUGCACCUGACGUGUCACGCGUGGCUCUUGCAUCUCGACUUUAUGCGUCGUAGGACGUUCUUGUUUAAUCUUGUUAUGGUGUCAGUGGUGUGGUUUCGCAUUAGGUAGAACUGUGGUGAGGGUAUCGUAACCGGGGCCCCAUAUGACCAUCGUCGUCAUUUAUUGCUUUAAUUGUUCAUGUAUUUUUAUAUUUCAUUCUGCUUUCAUUUCAUAACUGCUUUCUAAAUUUAGUUGCUAUUAUAUUCUAAUAACGUGAUCGUUCACGUUACCUGUCAGUUUCUUGUCGAUUUAGGCCUUUGGAGCGUUAUCAUAUUCAACCGUUUUACAAUAAACGCGUAUGACAUGGAACAUCUGUGUGCCUA